GACCUUCGAUUACGCAUUUAAAACCGUGCGCUACCGACUUCUGGUUUGGAUUAUCAGUCUUUAACUAACUUUUGUGUUACCUUUAUUGUUUUCGAUUGUUUUUCUCAUGAAUUUAAUUGCAUUCUAUAUGCCCACUGAGUCGUUGGCUCAUUUCGCCUAUUGUUUCUGCUCCCGGAUAACCUCGCAUACUGCUCUUCAUUCCUCAAGCACAAAAAGUACCUUUAGGCUAGACGUAAAUUCACCAAAGACGAAAGGUUUUGUUUUUUUUGUUGAGAUUUCAAAAUAAUUGUCUGGUGGUUUGUAUCUGUUCUCUCUAUCGCAGGAAGACCAUGAACGAAGAAUGAGACUAUUUCGUAGAUAAACCUUCCUUUUGGUACUAAGACCAUUACUUUAUUUUGAAUUAUAUGAGGUCGCUGGAUGUUUUAAUUUCUAAUGUACUCCCUUAUCAACGUUUGUGAGCUAUAGUUUUAGCUUCUUCGUGGCUGACACUAAACGCUGAUAACACAUCUCAUUAUUGUAGCGUAUUGAAAUGUCACACUGCCUGCGUAUAGUUAUUAGAUUCAGAUUAUUAUAAGCUAAGGCCUGCCUCAUAGUUAACCGAUGUUUAUUUCUACCCCUGAAAAACAUGUUUUGUGCGCCUGCUGGUUCGUUGGCUCAACGUACUUCAUCUUUUUUCCAAGUCCUCUCCAUUUACGCUUCUCUGCACGCUCUCAUAGUAAACAAAUUACUUUCUGACCAGACUCAAACCACUACACUGCCCGUAGUCUUUAGACUCUCAGUUACCAUAAGAUAAUGUGGCCUGGUUAAUUUAUCCUUACUACGUUAUCUACAGUCUUAAUGUGUUUCUUCUUGUGCAACCUCUGGCGCCUAACUUCAAAAACUAGACCCAAGUUUGAGGAGUUACUUGGUUCUUGAGCUGGGUUGAAUAUAAAUUGAUUGGUGCCUCACUAUCCUUAAAUUUUUUUGUUAUUUUUCCCGAAAGUACAUGUUUUUUUCCUAUUUCAUCAAUAGUAAAUUAACAGUUACUAGAGUUCCUAUAGGUACUCGUAGGAAAGUUUCUCUGCUCAUAAAAUGCAACUGUGUGGAUAUCAUUAGAAUAAACAACUACUUGAAAUAAAACACCAGUCCUGACUUCGGCUGUUGGAAUUCGGGUCAUUACGUUUAAAGUGAAUAUCAACUUUUAUUUGUUUCUCAUGCAAGAAGCCAAAUCCCAAGUUUUCCGGAGGUUUAAAUUUACAAUGCUUAUCUUACAAUUUCGUUUCAGCUUGAUUAAAAUUCGUAUUGAUCGCUAGUGUCUGGUCUUUUAAUGUUUGAGACAUGAAAGGUGUGUACCACUACCUUGCUAACCAUAUAGUAAUGUGCUUUAGUGAAUUGAUCUUGACGUUUUUAUUUCUCAAUGAUGUUCAUGCAAUGUGCAAAGUAAUUUCGCUGGGCAAAUAUGUCUCCAUAUUUUGGUUUUCGCACAUUGAGAUCUUGUUUGAUAGUAGUAGUGCUGAGUAUCCAAGUUUUUCUUCUAACUUCUCUAAUUGUUUUAGGUUUCAACCUCAACUAUGAAACGCUCUUCGUGUUAAACCAACGCAUAUUCCUCGUAAUAUGGAAUGUCCACCAGCACCUCAUGCAGUCAUGAAUGUGCAUCUUCCGACGUUUUAUCCAGGCAGUUUCGUACAGAAUAACAUUUCAUCUCUUGCUCAGGAUAGCUUAUAUGAAAUUCAACGACUUAGACUACUACUAACUAAUCUACUGACUUCUAUACAAUCUGAUGAAAAGGAUUCCGAGGAACUAAAUCGGAUUGCAGACGAGAACUUUAUGCUAUCCAAUAAAAAUGGUAGUACAAGAUGUGGAAAUAUCCCUAGUCCUGUCUGCACAAUUGCAGAAGGAAAAGCUACUGGAAGUACAAUUGAAGGUCGUAACAACCUCUAUCAAACUCUUAGUAUGAAGAUCAUGUCGCGUGAAAAGCUAGCACUACACAAAAUAGUCAACCAUAUCAGUGAUGUUUUUAAUAAUUUGGACCAACUGGCCAGUCGAAUGCAGACCAAUCGGUUAUCUGGCGGACCUAGUGACCAUGGUUUGCAAAACGCUUUAUCUUUAUUUAGCACUGUUGAACAGUUGGAAUUUAGUCGUAAUAGUUGGCCUUAUGAAUCCUCGCUAUCUCAGUAUAUGGUGAUCGAUGAUCAUGGGAAAGAAUCUGAUAUGCGUCGUGUUGACUGGCUCAUGGAUAGAAUAGAAGCAGAACGUUGGAGUCAUCGAUAUUGGGGACGCACCCGUACAGUGCUUGAAGGUUUACUGGCUUGUUCCGCAUUCCGACGUUCCCAUUUAAAUGCAGAUCAUUCCCGUAGGCGAAAAGAUUUCCUCAAUAUUAUCAAUCGAGAUUAUCGUACUGAUCUGGAACAUAUACUCAAUGAAUUAAAUGUAAAUUUACCAGAUCUUAUUAUAACGUUAAUCGAACCAUCGUCAAUCGUAUCCAUAGUACAUUUGAGGGUUGGUGAGGUAAUGCAAUGCUAUGUGACUUUUCGCCAGCUGAAUCCAGAAAAAAUUAUUGUUCGCGGAAUAUCGGAACCAAUGAUCAUAAAAACCUAUUCUGAUUUUCCUAAUGACAAUUUAAAUGUAGAGGAAAAGCCGUUAUCCUUAGCAGCAGAAGAACUGUUGUCUGAUUCAGGUCUUGAUUCAUUGCCAAACAUUCGUGAUACUGUUGUCUCCUUACUGAGUCCGGACUCAAAAACUCGAUCACUUUCAGAACAUAGACAACAACGCGGCCCGAAAUUUAUUCGCUUUUGUAGUAUUCAUCAACAAAAUCUAGAUCUUUUUACACCAAGUCGUCAUCCGUUGUUUCGACGUAUCACUUCUCUAGCCCAAUGUGCGCUCCUUCAUUUUUCUAAUGAAUACAAACCUCCUUCUGCCAUUCGCGGGUUUUUUACUUGGCUUCAUAGUUAUCGAGACUUGUUCAGUGCCCCUUGCUGUCGUUGUGGUCAGCUUCUAGGUCAAAGCGUAGAACUGCCACUUUGGCGUAGUUAUCCUCAAAUGAGAAAAGAUGAUUCUCGAUCUAUGGAACCCCAGCACGAACAUUGUCAGGCCAUUUUAUAAAUAAUUGUAUUUCUUUAUUUUUGAUAUCAUGAGUACUACUUGUCGUUUGUAAAAACAACCUCAUUGUACAAUUUAAUGUGUUCUAGGUGUAAAUAAACUGAAUAGAUAGUACCCGUACA
This is a messenger RNA of Schistosoma turkestanicum, 3200 nucleotides long. The record is from the annotation of a GenBank genome assembly. Lineage: Eukaryota; Metazoa; Platyhelminthes; Trematoda; Strigeidida; Schistosomatidae.